CGGCCAUUGCGUCGUCGGACAUCGUACCUCGCGAGCACCUGCCUCCGCGCGCCAUGGUGUGUGAUGAUAGCUUGCAUGCUUCAUCGCCUCACGUGCGUCGCAAGUCACUUCGCCGUCUUGCAUCUACUCGCGGCUUUAAGUCUCGUAAUCAAGACGAACACGGCUGGAUCAGAGUUUUCGAAGGCCUUGAACCCUUCGCAGUUGAUGCACCCAGUAAAUUGGUGAAAGUUACUUUGAGUACAACUGUUGAAGAAAUCAACAAAGACCUUGGGUUUACUGAUGAAUCAACGUUAUGGAUGCAAAUUGGUGGGGAAAAAUCGAGACGGCUUGAACUUGAUGAAUACCCCCUAAGGAUACAAGACCAAUUUUUAGCAACAUGUGGAUGGAGAUCAGAAUCUCGAAGAAAACGUCUAGCUGUUGAUCCUGAGUUGCGACAGUCAUUACGAUGGUGUGCUGGACCAGCCGGAAAUCAUGGAGGUGUUUUGAGAUCUGGAACUUUAUAUGUUUUAAAAGGACACGUUUUCCCACAAUGGAAACCGAAACCUGCAUUUAUCAUUGGGUCAAGGCUGCACACGUAUGGAACUACUUGGGAGAUGCUGGAGUUAAGCGGAGGAAACAUAGACUUCUGCCCCCCAAAAGCGCAAAGACUUGUGUUGUGCGUAAAGCCCCGGCCAAGUAAUAACUUGCCAUGUGACAAUAAUGCAAAUCACGUCUUCUUAGGAUUCAGCACCGUUUGGGAAAGGAACAUUUGGUUCAGCUGGCUCAAAGAAUGUUUGGUGAUGGUGGAAGGAAACACGAUGAAGUUCGACGCAAUCGAAAUAGACAGUUUGGAUGUCUUCGAACCUGUGUCUGAUAUCUUUUUGGACAGCUUAGAGCCGAAUACAUUGAAGGAAAAAUGUGAUUUUCCGGCAACACAAAGUACUCAGCCACCAAAUGUACUGGACUUAAGCGGUGGUGGGCGGGCAUCGUUAGGCGAAGCUUUGGUACAGCAUGCGUCAAGCGCAUUUGCUGUACGGGUACUCCGCAUGUGCAAUAAUGCACUCUCUACCCUACCCCCGCAAACUUGGAGUUUGCAGGCUUUGACGCAUUUGGACAUAAGCGAUAAUAGAAUAACUGAAUUGCCUGCAGAAAUAUGUCGACUUACGCAACUGGAAGAACUACAAAUUGGCGACAACGAGAUUCAUUCGAUAGAUCACAUACUACGGCUGCCUCGACUUCGAACACUGUCGGCCGCAAGAAAUCUCAUAACAAAUUUUGGGAAUUCAAAUCGAAAAAUGGCGCCGGAUGAAGAAAAUAAAGUUGAAUAUCGUACUCCACUAACCAAUGUUGAUUUACGUCACAAUAGAUUAAAAGGAAGCAUAAUACUCGGAAAUUAUGAGCAUUUAGUAUGUUUAGAUAUAUCGCAUAAUUCUGUGGAAGUUUUAGUCUUGUCUUCACUGCGGGGACUUCGGGAACUAUACGCUUCACAUAAUGCACUCCAGCACGUGGCGCUUCAUGGAGGCUCUUUACGAAUUCUCCGAGCCCCCCACAAUCAAUUAGAAUCAUUGACAAGUACAGUCCCACCAAUCAAUUUAGUAGAAAUCGACGUGUCAUACAACAAAUUGACGUUACUACCACCAUGGAUCAGCGGCUGUUCCGACCUCACCACGCUUCACGCGAGCAAUAACCAAUUAACCUCACUUCCAGACCAUUUGUUCUGUAGUGAACUUUCAAGUCUGAGUAACCUGCAUUUAGCCCAUAAUAAAAUCUCUAGUAUACCAUCAAUGCCGCGCCUAAGAGCUCCCCUUAAAGAAUUACUGCUUCAUGAUAACUCUAUUCAGUCACUGCCAGAAAACUUCUUUUCGGUAUGUGACAGAUUGGGCGUUUUAAAUCUUUCGAAUAACAGACUGAGCCGCUUACCUUUGGCAAGAUGUACCUCAUAUUGUCUAGAGUAUCUAUACCUAACAGCUAACUGCUUGAAUGACGAUGCAACAGAUGUUCUCAUAGCAUUCCGUGGCUUAAAGAUUCUACAUUUGGCCUACAACUGUCUAACGCGGCUUCCAGAAAACUGUGUCAACUAUUGGCCCGAUGUUGAAGAACUAGUACUCUCGGGGAACCUGUUUUCAAGAUUGCCAGAAAAUAUGCCUCAGCUCAAUAACAUCAGAGUCGUAAGGGCUCACUCAAAUAAACUACGUUCGGUACCUAUGUUCGCAUGUAGCGCUUCGGUGAAGAUUUUAGAUUUUGCUCACAACGAACUGGAUAGGGUAGAUUUACGGCUACUUGCACCAAAACAAUUAAAAUUUCUAGAUAUAUCUUGUAACAAAAAAUUACAAAUGGACCCUUCACAGUUUAAUUCCUAUAAAUGUCAAAGACCAUUGAGCUUAGUAGAUGUGACAGGGCGACGUUCAGUUUCGUGGACCCACAAAACAGGAUAUCACGAAGAAUUAACUGGCAUGACCCCGUGGAAUACAGGAUUUUCUGAAUGCCCGGACAAAUCAUUGCAGUUAUAUUGUGCACAAAUACGUCUUCCUUCGUUUUGUAAUAAAGAGGGCCUUUUCGCCGUCAUUGAUGGUGAAACUGAUAUCGAAGUACCAAAAAUUUUACAAACCAGUAUACCAGGAUUAGUUCUUGAAGAGAAAUCAAUCAAAGAAACUGUUAACGAAUAUAUGAAAUACGUAGUAUUAUCGGCUCAUAGAGAAUUGAAAGAAAAAGGUCAAAGAAAAGGAGCCUGCAUGGUCAUGUGCCACUUGUCUCCUAUUAAUGUACAAGAAAAUGCAUUCGGACAGGCGUUAAAAAAAUAUAGUUUAAAAUUAGCUAACGUAGGCGAUACUAGAGCAGUUUUAAGUAGACGUAAUGGACCGUUGAGUUUGGGCAUAGAAAAUAAAAGACGUCUAGGAUAUUCCUGUCGCUAUCCCAAUACUGUCCCAGAUCCGGAUAUCAUCCAGACAGUUAUUAAAGAAGACGACGAAUUUCUGAUAUUAGCCAAUGGGAAAUUCUGGGGUGCUGUUAGUAUAGAUUCUGCAGUUUCUGAAGUAAGAGCAGAACGAAAUCCUGUUCUUGCAGCAAAAAGAUUACAAGACCUGGCCCAAAGCUAUGGCAUCGAAGAAUGUAUUUCAAUUAUAGUAAUUAGGUUUGAUAAUGAAAGAGCUGAUGUUGACCUUUUGAUGAGAGAAUUAAGGCAGACGAUUAACGGGAAUAAAACGACAUGUCGAUCGGAUUGUUGUUGUUCACGUUUGGAACCUUGCUGUCACUCAAUAUCUCCGUCAAAGCCGAGCAGCGAUCGAUCUUCGCCAAGCGGGCAAAGUGACCGCCCUCUAAGUGAAGCAAUAAACCAUCAACAUUACUCCAGUGUUCGAUCGCAAAAUAAAGCAUCCGAAAGACGGAGCUGUCGCGGAGGCGUGGCUAGAGCAAUUCGUGUUCGUGUUGAAGAAGAGAAAGAAGAUCACCGAAAUGAGGAAACUUCAAAUCCAGAGGAACAAUUUAAAUGCUGGGAAUACAUGUUGGAACAGAACACUCAAAUGCUGUUCGACAAGGAAUUAGAUAACUUAUCGAAGGGUAUUCGUUCGAAUGGAAGUACUCUGAGGAACACAAAAGGGUUGUCGGGGAGUAGCCCUCAAUUACAUUUAAGUGGAAAAACUUCGAAAGUUCCAUUCUUGUCUAAACAUUUUGGUAGUGCAAGAUCUUUUGGCACAGCUUUAAAGCCUGACUUUCGAUUCGGCUCUGGAAGAUUGCCGAAUGGUGGUCCUAACGCUGCAUAUUUUGGUUCACUUCAACGACUCAUGCCUUAUCAUUUAGAAUAUGACUUUGCCGUAAUUCAAGAGAAAACAACACACUCCCAAGACUCGCUCGACCUCGAAGGAAGAAUGUCACAAUAUUGGGGAGUCGCUACAACCGAAUUAUAAAUAUAUAUACAAUAGUUCAUAGAUGCACAGAUUGUAAAUAAAACUUCAAAUGUGUAUUAUAUUCUUAGUAAUCUGUACCAUUCAUUUUUCGACUAGAUUUUUUUGCACAAUGUUAUAUAUAGUAUAGUAUUAAAGAUAAUUAAAAUUAUGGACUUCCUAUUUUAACUAUUCACUUACAUUUAUUUUACCACAAUAGCUGCUAUAUUAUUUACACUAAUGAUAAUUUGUAGAAUGUUACUAAUUAAACGAUUGUUAAAACUACUUAGAAAUUAUUUGUAUCACUUAUGUUAUUUGAUAAAUAGUGUAUAUUAACUUUUACAAAAUAUUAUUACAUUAAUAAUAUACAUACAACUAAUUACAGAUAAGUAUUCACAUGUAACAUGUUUGAUAUAAACAGAUGUAACUAAUUACAUAGUAAUAUUUAAAUAACAAUAAACCGUCGUGUUCGCUUAUGA
Bombyx mori (domestic silkworm) is the source of this 4336-nucleotide messenger RNA. It is a transcript of the gene Phlpp, whose product is annotated as protein phosphatase PHLPP-like protein. The record is from RefSeq and is a predicted model, not a curated record. Gene Ontology annotation, molecular function: protein binding. Gene Ontology annotation, cellular component: extracellular matrix. Lineage: Eukaryota; Metazoa; Arthropoda; Insecta; Lepidoptera; Bombycidae. Bases 54 to 3881 code for a protein of 1275 amino acids. The transcript has 9 exons.